GUGAGGAGCUGGGGGGGGACGGUGGCCCGCGAGGCUUGUCGCAGACAACGCGGCGGCGAUGUACGCGAGGCAGGCGAGUGCCGCGGCGGCAGCGGCGAGGCCUCGCGCGCGGCAGGACGGCCUGGGCUUCGGCCUCCCUCCGGUUCCUAGGAAGCGGACCGGCGGCCAGCAGAGUAGCAGCAGCAACAGCAGAGGCUCCGGCGCUGGUCUUUCCUCCCCUUCAGCCUGAGCCUGGGAGGCCAGGCGGCCCGGGUGGCUGGAGGGGGGUCCGCUGCCUGAGAAUGGGAAUUCUCUUCACCAGGAUAUGGAGACUGUUCAAUCACCAGGAGCACAAAGUUAUCAUUGUUGGGCUGGAUAAUGCAGGAAAAACUACCAUUCUUUACCAAUUUUCUAUGAAUGAAGUUGUACAUACAUCCCCUACAAUUGGAAGUAAUGUAGAAGAGAUUGUGAUUAAUAAUACACGUUUUCUAAUGUGGGAUAUUGGUGGCCAAGAAUCUCUUCGUUCUUCCUGGAACACUUACUAUACAAACACAGAGUUUGUAAUUGUAGUUGUGGACAGUACAGACAGAGAAAGGAUCUCUGUAACUAGAGAAGAACUCUAUAAAAUGUUAGCCCAUGAGGACCUACGGAAAGCUGGAUUGCUGAUUUUUGCCAAUAAACAAGAUGUUAAAGAAUGCAUGACUGUAGCAGAAAUUUCCCAGUUUUUAAAACUAACAUCUAUUAAAGAUCACCAGUGGCAUAUACAGGCAUGCUGUGCUCUUACUGGCGAGGGAUUAUGUCAAGGACUUGAAUGGAUGAUGUCACGACUUAAGAUUAGAUGAUCUCUGCUGACCUCUUCUGUCAUAGACUUUGUUAAAACAAAGUGCUGGACUUUACCUGAAAGCUGCAAAAAUUAAUGGUUUAGAUAUAUUUAUAAUAAACUGAUUUAAACUUUUUCUAUAAGAAGAAAAAUUAGGACCACAUAUUUGAAAACAAAGAUGAAGUCUCAUCUUCCAAUCUGCUUUCUCAUAAGUUCCUUCCAAAGCAAGGUCUUAAAGCUGUGAUUGACAUUUUUCUCAUAAUGAAUCCUCUCAGGACAUUGUAUAGCCUGUGGUAAGUAUAAAGGGAGAGGAAGACAUUUUUAACUUUAAGAGCUUUAUUAUCAGUAUAACCCUCCCUAGUUGAAUGUUGUUCUCUUCUUGUUCUAUUAAGUCAAAAUACAAAUCAGCACAGAUACUGAGUUUCCAAUAUUAUAAAAUGUAAUGUUACUUACGAAAAGUAUUUUGCAUAAAGUUGUGUAUGUAUUGUGUAUAUACCUCAAGUUUGUUAAUGGCUUUGAUUUAUGUUCUAAAGAAAGGUGAAUAACACAAAAAAUUAAUAAUAUCCUUAGUUAUAACCAUAACAAGAUGGAUACUGGCAUUGGUGUUAAGUGCCAUUUUGUACUUUGCCCCUGUGUUCUCUGUAUUGUACUAAUCAAGCCCGAAAAUCAUUGAGCUGCU
Molecule: messenger RNA, 1478 nt
Organism: Condylura cristata (star-nosed mole)
Lineage: Eukaryota; Metazoa; Chordata; Mammalia; Eulipotyphla; Talpidae
Gene: ARL5A
Product: ADP-ribosylation factor-like 5A
Exons: 6
Coding region: 282-821 (179 amino acids)
Biological process (GO): protein localization to Golgi membrane; intracellular protein transport; vesicle-mediated transport
Cellular component (GO): trans-Golgi network; cytoplasm
Molecular function (GO): GTPase activity; GTP binding
Source: RefSeq, a predicted model, not a curated record